Acanthocheilonema viteae is the source of this 1857-nucleotide messenger RNA. Lineage: Eukaryota; Metazoa; Nematoda; Chromadorea; Rhabditida; Onchocercidae. The record is from the annotation of a GenBank genome assembly.
AUGCGUAUCACGCAUAUUUUAUCGAUGUAUUUGCUGCAUGUAACUUUUGGGAGUGUCACUGAAGAAAGUAUCACAAUGCAGAACAAGUCAUCCAGUGCUGAAACAUCAAUACCAACCGAUGUUCAGCCAAUACGACAAACAACACAUGGCGAAAUUUUAGGAUAUUUUAUGAAAUUGAACGGCACAUUCGCUGAAGUUUACGAAGCUGUUCCAUAUGCGCAGCCACCCAUCGGAUCAUUGCGCUUUGAAGCUACAAAAUCAUUGAUAGCUUGGAAUAAGACAAGGAAUUGUGGUAAAGGUCAAAUGGUACAAUGUGUGCAAUUUGGACAAUAUUCCAACAAAGACGAUGGUAUCGAGGACUGCUUAUAUGCUACCAUUGUCAUACCUCAUAAAAAAACAGAACCUGUAACGGGCAGUGCAAGCGUUUAUUCUAUCGAAUCAAUCGUGAAAAAUUUUGCUUCAGAGAGUAUUAUUUUUGUAGCCAUAAAUUAUCGGUUAGGCCCACUUGGAUUCCUGACAGUCAGUCAUCGAUAUUUGCAUGGCAAUUACGGAUUAGAUGAUCAAAUUGAAGCGAUUCGCUGGAUUCGAGCAAAUGCUCGAAAUUUUGAUGGUAAUUUGAAUAACAUUGUUGUUGGCGGUAUGGGUGCAGGUGCCGCUUGCGCAAGACUAUUCAAUGGUGUCAUAUUACGAAGUGGAAGCUCUAUUUCUCCAUGGGCCGUACGAUCCGCGUUCACAGAAAAUUAUUCUGCACGUUUAAUAGAUUAUUCUGGUUGUGGCUAUAAUCGUACUUUGGGAAUGUUGCAUACGGUGGAAUGCCUGAAGAAAAUGCCAGUGGGAAAAUUACAAAAAGCAUGGAAGUAUAUCGCCAAGUUUGCUGCUACCAUUAUUGAUAAUGAAAAUUACUUAAUGGGUAGUAGUUAUUUUACACCAACCACCGAUCCAUAUCGUAUCGAGGAAAGCGUUAUUCCCGGUGAUCCAAUGUCCAUCUUAGUUCAGAAUCCACGAAUUCCUCUGUUGAUCGGUGUCACAAAUGCUGAAGUUGUCUACAUGAUGAACGCAGAUACUUCAAUCAACAAUCUUUAUGUGGGAAACAAAGAGUGGAAUCUCAGUUAUAUUAUACCUUCUUAUUUACAUGCUAAUUACAAACAGGUUCAAAAAGCUGUUGAAUAUCAAUAUUUGCCCGAUUAUCCGCAAAAUCUGAAUGAAGCCGAACGACGUGACGUAAUUCUUAAUAUUUUAUCUGAUCUAUAUUUCAUUGCACCAGCGGCACGUGAAGCACUACUUUAUGCAAGAAAAAAUUGUACUGUUUAUGCAUAUAUAUUUGAGUACGAAAAUGCUCAAUUAUUGUCAUCCGCUAGAAAAACUGGAAUUCAACGAGGAGCUUCACACGGUAAUGAUUGUUCAUUUAUAUUUAACAAUCCUACACUCUCAAACUCAUCACUGAAAAGAGUUGAAUGGAAUGAUGAUGAUCGAAAAAUUAUCCAGCAGCUUGUUAGCCAAAUGGCUAAUUUUAUUCGCAAGAGAAAUCUUAGUGAUGAUGGUUUCGAACGGUUCAGAACGAUUUAUCGUGUAGCUACACCAGUCAAUAACCGGAAUGUUAAUACUCGAGUAGAUUUCUACAGUAAUGUAACUGAAUUUUGGCAUGAAAUUAUUCCUGCAAUCGAGCAGCUACACAUUGAGCCACAUUAUCGAGUGCUUUUACAACCCUGUACCAUGUGCCAAUAUCCAUAUAAAAUACCAUUCUACAUUAUUCUAACAGUGCUAGUCGAUUUUGAUAACGAUUGGUCUACUAAGCGUCUUUAUCCAUCGUCAACAGCGCGUAAGACAGAAGCCAACGUAUGCUAUCGUACACGUUGA